AUGCGUCAUCUGCCCGAAUCGUUCGGCGACCUUUCGUCCCUCACCUCCCUCCGAAUCGACGGCUCCUGGCAAGUGCCUGGUUUCCCACUCCGCAUCGGCGCACUGCAGAACAUUCGACGGCUGGAGCUGCGAAACUUCGACAACGGGUUACCAGACGCGUGCAAAGGAUGGACGAAACUGGAAGAAGUUACGCUGGACUCGUGCCGCAACAUACGCAAUCUUCCACCCUCACGCAUCGAGUUUCUAACGGCUCUCACCAUCCGUCACUGCUUUGAUCUCAAACUUCCCCGAUUCGAUCUUAUCUUCGCGUCGCAUCUGCACCACGUCACCAUCGACUCGUUGGACUCCAACGAGUCGCUCGAGGCGCUAAGCCAUCUGACAUCGCUCGAGCGGCUCGAGGUGGCGUACACAGUCGAUAACGACCCGUUCCCCGUGGGAUUGUUCUCUCUGCCGUCGCUGACCUUCGUGAAGCUGGGUUGCGUCAGGUGGAUGGAGGGACGCAACGUGAUGCCGCUCUGGGACCCGUUCCGUCCAACCCACGUCCUCCUCAGCGAUCAAGCUCGAUCUCCCAGCGCGAUCUACAAGGAAGCCGUAGAAGUCGCCGCCGCUGAGACGAAUACGACGUACCCGCCCCUCGGCAGUGCCCUGCGUCAUCUCGACAUUAGCGUAGACAAGCUGGAGCGCUCGGAACGAAGGUUCAUCUCCGCGGCGAUGUGCUCGUUCGAGUGGUUGACCCACCUCACCAUCUCGAAACUCCAUAGGUCCACACUCCUGCCUAUAGCCCUCGGCCAGUUGCGUAAUCUGCGCUCGCUCUCGCUCUCAGGUCGCUUCGAGUUCGUCCCUCCGUCCCUUUCCCUCCUCGCGUCGUCCCUGCAAUCGCUGACCCUUUUCCCCGUAUCCCCUUCCCUGCUUCCCCCCAUCCUCCGACUUACUCCCCCAAUCCCUUUCCCUGCUUCCCCCCGUCCCCUCCCCUGCCUCCACCCAUCCCCUUCCCUGCUUCCCCCCAUCUCCUUCCCUGCUACCCCCCAUCCCCUUCCCUGCUUCCCCUCUUCCCCUUCCCUGCUUCCCCCCAUCCCCUUCCCUGCUUCCCCCCAUUCCCUUCCUUGCUUUCCCCCAUCCCCUUCCCUGCUUCCCCCCCAACCCCUUCCCUGCUCCCCCCCAACCCCUUCCCUGCUCCCCCCCAACCCCUUCCUUGCUCCCCCUGUUUCACCCUUGCUCCCUCUGUUUCACCCUUGCUCCCUCUGUUUCACCCUUGCUCCGUCUGUUUCACCCUUGCUCCCCCUGUUUCACCCUUGCUCCCCCUGUUUCACCCUUGCUCCCUCUGUUUCACCCUUGCUCCCUCUGUUUCACCCUUGCUCCCUCUGUUUCACCCUUGCUCCCUCUGUUUCACCCUUGCUCCCUUCCCUUCUUCUCUUCUCACUCUCUUCCCCCUUGCUCACUCUCUUCACUUCUGCUCAUUCUGUUCCCCCCUGUUCCUCUCUUCCCCUCUGCUCAAUUUGUCCCCCGCUGCUUCUUCUCUUCCCUUCUGCUCAUUCCGUUUACUGUCUUUCCCCCUUCACUCACCCCCAUACCCCCCAAUGCAGUUACAGGUGCCCAGCACCAGAUGUGGCUUUACCACAGCCUGGUUUAUUGCUUGCAGUGUAG
This is a messenger RNA of Closterium sp. Naga37s-1, 1644 nucleotides long. Lineage: Eukaryota; Viridiplantae; Streptophyta; Zygnematophyceae; Desmidiales; Closteriaceae. The record is from the annotation of a GenBank genome assembly.